AGGAGUGGUGGGCGAAGAGACCGCGAGAGAGGCCUUUCUCACUUUGGUUUCACAACCACGGCCCCCUGAUCUCUGUCUACUUUCUCUCUCUAGAACGACGACGGUGGUGACACCGGAGGUGGAACCUAGAGUUUCGGAGGAGAUCUGUGGAACAAUCAUGGCAACCUCGACGAGCGGAUAUCGCAGCUGAUGCAGUGCAACCCUUUGUUGGAGCAGGAGAUAUAUAGCUCUCUCUCUCUCUAUCUGUCAAGGAGAUCUGACAACAGGAGCUUAGAGCUCAAAACACUUUCCAAAAAAUGCACUAUUCCUAUCACAACACUAAUUCAUAGGUUUCACAUUGUUUGCAUUCGCGAUUCAUUGUCGUCGGAAUUGGAUCUAGAGGUUCGUUUUGCUCUGUUUGGAUGCUGAGAAUCCGGAAAAGUAAAAGUAUUGUAACAUCUGGUGAGGCGAUUGGCUUGAGAUGGGAACUUUUGAUGGAUUGCCUAUUUCUCCUGAGAAAUCUUAUCUAAGGGAAGACCUUUCAAGAAUAGAUGAGAGUUGGGCUGCUACACGUUUUGAUUCACUACCUCAUGUUGUCCAUAUUUUGACAUCCAAAGAUCGUGAAGGUGAAGCCCAGUUUUUGAAGGAGCAAAGUGACAUUAUUGAGGAAGUUGUGGAUGAAGUAGUGCAUGCAUAUCAUAGUGGAUUCAACAAAGCAAUCCAAAAUUAUUCUCAGAUCUUGCGAUUGUUCAGUGAAUCAGCUGCAAGUAUUUCUGUAUUAAAGGUUGAUUUGGCUGAUGCAAAGAAGCUUCUUGGUGCCCGCAAUAAGCAACUGCACCAGUUAUGGUAUCGGUCAGUUACACUGCGGCACAUAAUUGCCUUGUUAGAUCAAGUUGAGGGUAUAGCGAAGGUUCCAGCUCGUAUUGAGAAGCUCAUUGCUGAAAAGCAGUUUUAUGCUGCAGUUCAAUUGCAUGCACAGUCAACAUUGAUGCUGGAGAGAGAGGGCCUUCAAACGGUUGGUGCUCUUCAAGAUGUUCGAUCUGAGUUAACAAAGUUACGGGGAAUUAUCUUUUAUAAAAUUUUGGAGGAUUUGCAUGCUCAUCUUUACAACAAGGGCGAAUACAGCUCUGCUGCCUCAAGCAUACAUGAAAGGGAUGAUGAAGUGCCAACAACUACUGCUGUUGCUUUUUCAAUGAACAGUUCACAACCUUUGUCUCGUAGAACCAGGUUAUUGAAAGGUGACAAUCAAUUUGGCGUUCUUGGACUUGGAGAUGGUUAUAGGCCAGGAUCUAUUGAUGGAGGUUCAUCAUUUGAUGGCCAUGAUGAGGAGGGUGCUCUAGAGCUACAUGAUGAAGCUACCUUGGAUGGGUAUAAUGCAACAACAAAGGUCAAUGGUGGUGAUGGUAGCCAAAAGGAUAUUAAAGUUGUUUCUCAUCAAAUUCCACCAUGGCUUUCAUAUGCCACUCCAGAUGAAUUUCUUGAAUCAAUGAAAAAGAGUGAUGCUCCACUCCAUGUGAAGUAUCUACAGACCAUGGUUGAGUGCUUGUGCAUGCUUGGUAAAGUUGCAGCUGCUGGUGCUAUGAUAUGCCAAAGAUUGCGACCUACAAUUCAUGAGAUCAUCACAUCCAAAAUUAAAGCUCAUGCAGAACUUGUUAAUUCUACAAGAUCUGGCAUUUGUCGGGCUGCCCAUACUGCAACUACUGGUUUACAUUAUUUGAAGGGACAAUUAGAAAGCUAUCAGUCACCAAAACAGAAACGUCAGAAUGGGAUCUCACUGGCUGGAACCUUGUUGGCGGUUAGCCCAGUUUCUCCUGUGAUGGCUCCAGCAGGGACAGCACAGACUGCUGCUAAAGAACUUCUUGAUUCAAUUUUGGACAUUGUUGUUCGGAUAUUUGAGAACCAUGUUGUUGUUGGAGAGCUUUUGGAAUCAAAAGGCACCCAAGUUGAUAUGAACACACCCAAGUCAGUGACUGUAGAAGUAAACUGGAACCAUGAUUCUGAAGCAUCUCAAGUAACUGGAGGCUAUAGUAUUGGCUUUUCUUUGACAGUUUUACAGAGUGAAUGCCAACAACUCAUAUGUGAGAUUCUGCGGGCAACUCCGGAAGCUGCAUCUGCAGAUGCUACUGUCCAAACAGCUAGACUUGCAAGCAAGGCUCCUUCCAAAGAAAAGAGGGAUAGGUCAGAAGAUGGUCUUACCUUUGCUUUUCGCUUCACGGAUGCCACUAUAUCAGUUCCCAACCAAGGAGUUGACCUUAUCCGGCAAGGAUGGACCAGGAGGGGUCCUAAUGUAUUACAAGAAGGUUAUGGUUCUGCAGCUAUCUUACCUGAGCAAGGCAUUUAUCUUGCAGCGUCUAUAUACCGUCCUGUUAUUCAGUUUACAGAUAAGAUUGCCUCAAUGCUGCCAAAAAAGUAUUCACAGCUUGGGAAUGAUGGCUUGCUAGCUUUUGUGGAGAACUUUGUGAAGGACCACUUUUUACCAACGAUGUUUGUAGAUUACCGAAAAGGCGUACAGCAAGCUAUAUCAAGUCCGGCUGCAUUUCGGCCACGGUCACAUGCUGCUUCUACUUAUAGUCCAUUGGUUGAGAAGGGUCGGCCUGUCUUACAAGGACUUUUGGCUAUAGAUUUCUUGGCAAAAGAGGUGCUUGGUUGGGCUCAAGCAAUGCCUAAAUUUGCUGGUGACCUUGUGAAGUAUGUGCAGACUUUCCUUGAACGAACCUAUGAAAGAUGUCGGACAUCCUACAUGGAGGCAGUUCUUGAGAAGCAGAGUUAUAUGCUAAUUGGGAGGCAUGAUAUUGAGAAAUUGAUGCGAUGUGAUCCAGCUAGUGCAUGUUUACCAAAUCCAUUUGGUCAACCAAAUAUGGAAAGCAAUGCCUCUGAUGUUGAUGUUGAGGUUGAAAUGGAACUAUGUGAUUUGCUGUUGAGUUUGCGGCCGAUAAAGCAGGAGAAUCUAAUUCGUGAUGAUAACAAACUUAUUUUGCUGGCUUCUCUUAGUGAUUCAUUGGAGUAUGUUGCAGACUCAAUUGAAAGGCUUGGGAAUGCAUCCAUUAGAGCAUCUAAUCCAGUAGAAGAAAAUGGCAAGCAGAAAAUGCACCAUCAUACUCGAACAAGCAGUGCACCUCCUAGGAAUCUGGCAUCAUUUGCUGAUGAGUACAGGAAACUGGCAAUUGAUUGCCUUAAGGUUUUACGUGUAGAGAUGCAAUUGGAGACAAUUUUCCAUAUGCAGGAAAUGACCAGCAGGGAAUACUUGGAUGACCAAGAUGCUGAAGAACCAGAUGAUUUUAUUAUUUCACUCACUGCACAGAUAACACGGAGGGAUGAGGAAAUGGCUCCUUUUGUCGCUGGAGUGAAACGGAAUUAUAUAUUUGGCGGGAUAUGUAGUAUUGCAGCGAAUGCAUCAAUGAAGGCUUUGGCUGACAUGAAAUCCAUCAACCUUUUUGGGGUUCAGCAGAUAUGUCGGAAUUCAAUUGCAUUGGAACAGGCCCUGGCAGCUAUCCCCUCGAUUGACAGUGAAACUGUACAACAGAGAUUGGAUCGCAUUCGCACUUACUAUGAACUUCUAAACAUGCCAUUCGAGGCCCUUCUUGCCUUCAUCACGGAGCAUGAGAAUCUAUUUACAGCCACAGAGUACACAAAUCUUCUAAAGGUCCAGGUCCCAGGAAGGGAGAUCCCUGCAGAUGCACGAGAGCGGGUAUCAGAGAUUUUAUCCCGUUAGCUUUCUGAAAUGUUAUUUAGCGGAAAUGUAUAGGAUUACUUUAUUCCAGAGGUGGUGCUUGCAUGUGUAUAGAAACUUGUUUGUUCCUCUAUGAAGUUCAUUUCCAGUGGAUGCAGAAGCCACUUCCAUGGAAGUUGCUACCUGGUUGUGCCACCUAUGUUGUGGUAAAUUUUUGUCAGUUUACUCUUCCAAGCGUGAUACUGUUACUUUUGUAAUUAUAAUUUUUUUUUCCAACUACGUAGGGGUUCAUUAUAAUUUAUUUGUGUGUAGUGUAAAAUAUAUUUGUGUUGUGUUUUUAGUGUACUCUCUCUAAGAUCUGCUGUUGUAGGUUUACCAUGUUUGUUUGUUUACAUGUACAACAUUCAUUUUAAUCAUCGGAAAAUUUCCUUUUCCUUAUAGAAUUGGAAGAAAAUAAUUUGACUUAUAUGUAAUGGCAGUGUAAUUUUGUCGCCA
This is a messenger RNA of Vitis riparia (riverbank grape), 4144 nucleotides long. Its product is annotated as exocyst complex component SEC8. The transcript is spliced from 29 exons. Bases 461 to 3691 code for a protein of 1076 amino acids. The record is from RefSeq and is a predicted model, not a curated record. Gene Ontology annotation, biological process: Golgi to plasma membrane transport; exocytosis. Lineage: Eukaryota; Viridiplantae; Streptophyta; Magnoliopsida; Vitales; Vitaceae. Gene Ontology annotation, cellular component: exocyst.